Molecule: messenger RNA, 444 nt
Organism: Onthophagus taurus
Lineage: Eukaryota; Metazoa; Arthropoda; Insecta; Coleoptera; Scarabaeidae
Product: adult-specific cuticular protein ACP-20-like
Cellular component (GO): extracellular matrix
Source: RefSeq, a predicted model, not a curated record
AUGAUUAAAUUGAUUUUAUUAGCAACAAUUUUCUGCACGGUUUAUUCUUACGAAGCUAGAUCUUGGACGGGACGAGAUUGGCAAAGUAAUAGUGGUGGUAAUUGGGGUGGAAAUGGUGGAGGAAAUUAUGGUGGAAAUGAUGGUGGAAAUGAUGGUGGAAAUAAUGGUGGAAAUAAUGGUGGAUGGGAUGAAGGAAAAGAUCAAUGGGCUCCAGCUAAAUACGAAUAUAAUUAUGGGGUAGCAGAUCCAAAAACAGGGGAUAAAAAGGAGCAAUGGGAGGAACGUGUUAAAGAUAGAGUCGUUGGACAAUAUUCAUUGGUGGAACCUGAUGGUACAAGGAGGAUUGUUAAAUAUGAAGCUGAUGAUAAAAAUGGAUUUAAUGCGAAGGUGAUUCGUGAAGGUGAAGCUUGGCACCCACAAGGAAGACGCGAUUGGAAAAAUUAA